Messenger RNA from Drosophila montana, 3966 nucleotides. RefSeq lists its product as uncharacterized. The coding region runs from base 273 to 2696 and encodes 807 amino acids. Gene Ontology annotation, molecular function: metallodipeptidase activity. The record is from RefSeq and is a predicted model, not a curated record. Gene Ontology annotation, biological process: proteolysis. NCBI's taxonomy places the organism in Eukaryota, Metazoa, Arthropoda, Insecta, Diptera, Drosophilidae. The transcript has 3 exons.
UCGCGAGAUAAAGUUGGGCCAGGCGCACGAGCGAAGGCGUCAUGUGAGAAACGUUUGAAAGGUACGCGCGCGAAAUCUUUUGAAUCUGCACCCCCGCUUCCUGUGCAGAGACUGAGUCGUCGUCGUCGUUGUCAGUGUAUACAUACAUGUGCAUGUGUGUGUGUGUGUUUUCGUCUAGGUGAAAAUUCAGAGAAAAGACGCGUCGAAUAGCAGUGUCAGGUGGAAUUUAAUUAAUUGCUAUUAAACAGCGGCUGCCACGCCCACACUUGAACAUGGAGCACCUGCGACCACUCAGCUAUGAGGAGAUGUGCCAAAUGGAGCUGUUGCAGCCCUGCGGCACAAACACACCGCCGGCAUCUUCGGCGCCAACUAUGCUGCCUAUUAUGGUCAUACCAACAACACUGCUGGCGCCAGGAGCGGGAACAGCCGGUGCGUCGCAGCCGCAGCCUCAGGGCGGCGUCGAGCACUAUUAUCAGCUGCAACCCGCUCACAUUCUCACGGCAGGCGUAGAGGGAGCAGCAGCAUCGUGCAGCGCCGGAGUCAACGGCGAAUUGGCGCUCUUACAAGGCGGCGGCGAACAAUUCCCACACAGCAUUCAGCUGCAACAGCAUCCACAUUCCCAUUCACAGCCAGUUAACAUUCUGUGUACGGGCACACUAAGCCGCGCUCCGCCAGCGUCGGCUGCUGCGUCGGCAAUGGCUGCGUCAGCGGCGGCGACGCUGCCGCGCAGCUUUCAACCAGCCGCCUUUGUGACGGACGUGGAAAGCGACUUUGAGGGCAGCGAGUGCGGCGGAGGAGGCGCCACUACAACCUGCAUGCCACACUUUCGCUUCGGCGGCUGCGGCCUGCAGUCGGCGCACCACCAGCAGCCACAUCAGGAUGCUGUCGUUGGCUGCGGUUCGCUCUCCUUCAUGAUGGGCACGCUGGCAGCCGGCGGAGCAAUGCACGCCGGACGAUUUGCGGGCACACUGAGCCGCAACCGGCGGCCCGAGGGACACACCAAGCGCGUCUCCUUCAAAGGAGACAAUCUGCCGCCAUCACCACCGCCGCCGCCCGCCGUCGAGCUGGACAGCAACGGCCUGCCCUUACCCCUGCCAGUGCCGGGCGGUGUUGGCGCCGGCUCUUACAUGCAUUUCGACAACUACAUGGAUUACCAGACAACCGGGUUUGGCGGGCUGCCAGACGUAACGGAGCACUCGAACAUACGCCGUACACUCUCCCGCCAGAACUCGAUCUCCAACAGUGACUCAGGCGGAGAGAUUGCCAGCAUCCAGAAGUCCAAGGGCUUUGGCAGUGCGAUGACGGGCGGAGUCGUUGUUGGCAACGAUAUCGCUGGAAUCGCUCUCGAAACAAAGUCGCCCACCUCUUUGGCAACGGAAGCGGCAGCGGCAGCCGGUGCCUCCGGCAAAGCGAAGGGCAAGACUGCCCGCAAGGCCAGAAACAGCUCAGGGGCCGCCCACAAGUCGCGACGCGGCUCCUGGAUGGUGGCUCUGACCCUCGUUAGCGCCAUCUGCCUGCUGGCUAUAGCUGCUACACUGGCCUACCAACACUUUCUCAUGUCGCCCAGCCGAAACUCUCACGCACAAAGACUGCGCAUCGUUAGGCGCAUCCUACGUGAAGUACCGCUCGUCGACGGACACAACAACUUUGCCUGGAACGUGCGCAAGUACGCGCACAGUAGCCUGGAGCUGGUUCAUCUAAGCCACGACCUUGAUCACAAGUCGAUGUGGGCACGCCCGACGUGGGCGCAAACAGAUAUGGAACGGCUUAAGCAAGGACUUGUCGGUGUGCAGGUCUGGUCGGCGUACGUGCCAUGCGAGGCGCAGGGCUUGGAUGCUGUCCAGCUGGCACUGGAGCAAAUCGACAUUGUGCGGCGGCUGUCUGACAUGUAUGCCAGAGAUACGGUGUUGGCGACAUCCUCGCAGGAGAUAGUGGCCACGCACAGGCGCGGCCUCCUGGCCUCGCUGAUCGGCAUCGAGGGGGGCCACACAAUCGGCUCUUCACUUGGCGUGCUGCGCUCUUUCUAUUCGCUGGGUGCACGCUACCUCAGCCUGACGCAUCGCUGCGAUGUGUCCUGGGCCGGGUCAAGUGCCUCUCCACUGGAGCAGGGCCUGUCGCCCUUUGGCAAGGCCAUUGUGCGGGAAAUGAAUCGUCUGGGCAUGAUGAUCGAUCUUUCGCACAGCUCGGAUGCAACGGCGCGUGAUGUGCUUCAGGUGACACGGGCGCCCGUCAUCUUCUCCCACUCGGCGGCACGCCAGCUGUGCAACUCGACGAGGAACGUGCCCGAUGAUAUAUUGCGUUUGGUGGCCGAGAACGGCGGUCUCAUUAUGCUGAGCUUUGACCCAGAGGACGUGGCCUGCGGACGUCAGGCGCGAUUGCAGGAUGUAAUAGAACAUAUUAAAUAUGUGCGAGCCAUUGCUGGAAUUCAACACAUUGGCCUGGGUGCCGGUUACGAUGGCAUUGAGAUGCCCCCGAUGGGCUUGGAGGACGUAUCCAAGUACCCGGAACUGCUGGCUGCGCUGUUAGAAGAUCACAACUGGAGUGAAGAGGAUGUUGCCAUGCUGGCUGGGCGCAACUUUUUGCGCAUCAUGGAAACAGUAGAGACGGUGCGCGACUACUGGAAGCGCGCCGCUAUUCAACCAAUCGAGCAGACGGAGCCGCAACCAAAGACACAAUGCACGUACAUGUCGUCGUGACCACUGCCGCAGGCGGUGAGAACGCGCCGCGAUGAGCCCGUUACCGUGUCCCAGCUGGAGAGGGUCAACCCCAAUCACACCGAGAAGGCGUUAACGGGUGCGCAGCUCUGGCGUCAGCUAGAGCCCAUCGCAAAUCAAACGGAAAUGCGCCGCAUGGCAAUGGCGGCCACAGCCACAACAAUGGCAACCACUUUUGCAGUCAGUGGACUUUUGCAGUAGGCAGUAGUUAUUGCUCGAGCUUAACUGUUUGGCUGUCUGUCUGUCUAUCUGUCGGUCCAUUAAGCUGAAAAUUGAGUUCAAUCGCUCUUCAUUUAUUUAUUAACAUACGAUAAUAAUCCUCUGACAAUGCACAGGCAAAUGGAAGUUAAAAUAACUUUACGUUGACACAGCAAUCAAAACGACGAAUUGACGAUAUAAAUAAAAUCAAGAAGCAUAAAAAUAAGUAUGUAUUAUAAUAUAAUUAGUACGUUCAUACGUAGAAUACAAAUUUAUAUUCGGACUUAAUUGAAGUAGAGAUAUAUGUGGGUUUCACGUUUUAUUUAAAGGUUGCAAAUAAAUAAUUUGAUACGUAGGCGUACGGAGUCAGUGCUUAUUAUGUUUUAUAAUUAUAAUUUAAUUAAUUAUUAAUUGUAAGGAAAUUAAAAACACAAAAGAGUUAAAAUACCAGUGGCUAAAACAUGUUAUACAUAUUUUAUGUUUCCAUGGCAAGACCAAAAUAAUUAAAAUACACCAUAAAAACAUGCAAUCGAACAUUCGGUAUAUACAUAUAUUUAUAUAUCCAGUGUGCAUGUUUUUCCUAAAUUAAAUUAACCUUUAAAGCCGCGUUUUUUUGCGCCUGAAUAAACAUGGUUAGAAUUACUAAUAAUAAAAUUGUAAACUAGUAUUUGGUUUAGUUUUGACCGUUAAAGUGCAUCCAAAAAUAACGCAUCAACGAGUUUUUUGAGCGAGCGAUUUUUUUUUUAUUGCGAAUCCCGAUGCAACUUACUGCAUUUGCCAAGUGAAUGGACCGCUAGCACUUUGCCACUGUAUUAUACUAUAACAAUAUAAAUUUGUCAUAACAAAUAAUACAAUAAUAAUCAAAUACAGUUAUUUGCAGCCCUCAAACCCCAGAACUUUUAAUUAUAUGUCACUAAGUAAAAAUAUGAAUGCAAAAAUAAUUUAUUGUCGCACAAAUGUGAAAUGUGUAAUGGCAUUUAAUAUUACAGGAUUAAAAUAAAAACACAAAAUAUAUAAAUUAAAAGUGUUUUAUGUGUUUGUACACUAAAACACA